AUGGACGACCCCAUCAUCCCACAUUUGAAAAUCGUGCAUCAAUACCCGCAGUGCUUCAAGACGAUAUGGAUUGAUCGCGGCGCGAUUCGGUUUGUGAUGAGUGGGGCGACGUUGAUGGUUCCGGGGUUGACGAGUCCCGGGGGGAGGUUGCCGGAUAAGGAUGAGGGCUUUGAGAAGGGAGAGGUGGUGGUGGUGGGUGCGGAGGGGAAGAGUGAGGCGUGUAUGGUGGGCGUGUUGGAGUUGGGGACGGAGGAGAUGAAGGCGAAGAAGAAGGGGCCGGCGAUUGAGAGGGGGCAUUAUUUGGGGGAUGGGUUGUGGAGGAUGGAUUUGAGCUGA
This is a messenger RNA of Cyphellophora attinorum, 336 nucleotides long. RefSeq names its product Translation machinery-associated protein 20. The record is from RefSeq and is a predicted model, not a curated record. Gene Ontology annotation, biological process: formation of translation preinitiation complex. Bases 1 to 336 code for a protein of 111 amino acids. The transcript has a single exon. Gene Ontology annotation, molecular function: RNA binding. NCBI's taxonomy places the organism in Eukaryota, Fungi, Ascomycota, Eurotiomycetes, Chaetothyriales, Cyphellophoraceae.